Molecule: messenger RNA, 1555 nt
Organism: Eriocheir sinensis (Chinese mitten crab)
Lineage: Eukaryota; Metazoa; Arthropoda; Malacostraca; Decapoda; Varunidae
Product: neurotrophin 1-like
Exons: 2
Coding region: 496-1236 (246 amino acids)
Biological process (GO): central nervous system formation; regulation of Toll signaling pathway; innate immune response
Cellular component (GO): extracellular region
Molecular function (GO): Toll binding; growth factor activity
Source: RefSeq, a predicted model, not a curated record
UCUCUCAGUCCAUCUAUUCGUCUGUCCAUCUCUCAGUCCAUCUAUUCGUCUGUCCAUCUCUCAGUCCAUCUAUUCGUCUGUCCAUCUGUCAGUCCAUCUAUUCGUCUGUCCAUCUGUCAGUCCAUCUAUUCGUCUGUCCAUCUCCCUGGUUUCCUGUUUGGGACGUGUACUUUACUUCUGUUUACCUCUCUCACCCAAUAUGCCGAAAGCUAUCAGUCCAUCCACCUGUGUUUUCAUCUACCUCUACCUGUGAUCACCGCCGAUAGAGGAAACACAUUAAAAGUAACUAGUCACUUUAGUUAUUAGUGAUCACAAACCACAGACCGUUUCAACUUCCCCAUACAUGACAAUUGUGCUCUUUGUUCUCCAGUCGUCCCUCGCCUGUUACCGCCUACUUCUCGGUCCUGCCGCGGAAACGCCAAUGAAGCGUGGACGGGGCGGAGGCAGCCUGUCCAGGUGUGUUGCGAGGGAUCGGAGCCCCCAUAGAGGGAGCGUAUGGGCCCUGCAUAUAUAACCAGGGAGUGGCCACUAAGGACCCACAGUACCGCCCUGACCCUUGAGACGCGAGGACGGCUUGCUGGCUGGCGAGGGAACAUGAUGGUGAUGCAAUGGAUGACGUUCCUCGGCGUGGUGGUGGUCGCCGCAGCCGACGGCUCCGGACACUUAUCGUACGGCGCCCGCCCCCCCGCCCCCCACCAUCACCCCGAGCCCUCUUACGGCCACGAGCCCGAGGUCCCUGCCUGCGCCGACAACACCACCAAGCCGUGGUGCCUCGAGGACACCGAGUACCCGCUCUACGAAAUCAAGCACGCCAUCCAGUACCACUUCGCGAAGGUUAUCGAUCUGUACGCCGACGUGGCGGACCUCAACACGGAGCUGUCGGUGGAGCGGCCCGACACCCUGGACGAGGAGACGUACCUCUGCCCCUCCGAGACCGCCUACGUCAGGCCGCUGCGGGCAAUCAACACGGACGGUAAAUGGCGUGUCAUCGUGAACAACGUUGAGACUCACUACAAGACCCUGACGCAGACGACCCGCGUGGAGGAGUGCCUCACCGCCGGGGACGCCUGCCCGCUGGUGCCUGAAUGCCACGACUCCUCCUGCCUCCAGAAGUCCAUCUACCACCGCUUCCUCGUCUUCGACCCCUACGACCAGUACUUCCCCUUCACCAUCGAGACCUUCAAGCUGCCCGCCAGCUGCGCCUGUCUCCUCGGCGCCUCCACUCUCGACCACUAACACCAGGACCAUGCGAUAGUUCCUACGUAAGACAAGACAACGACGACGACGAGGAAGAAGAAGAAGAGGAAAAAGAAGAAGCAGAAAAAUAGAGGAAGAAAAAGAAGAAAAGUAGUAAUAGCAGUAGUAGAAGAAGAAGAAGAAGAAGAAGGAAUAACCACAACUCUCCCCUACACGCCUCUUCUACAGGCGAACGUGAAGAAAGCAGUUCUCUAGUCAUCUCUUCUAAUCGCUAGUUUGUAGGUUAAUGUAUUCUAUUGUUAUCAUUAAGUCUGUGCCACGUCUUAAUCAUGGGCGUGAAUAAAGGUAAAAAAACAUA